Molecule: messenger RNA, 791 nt
Organism: Cottoperca gobio
Lineage: Eukaryota; Metazoa; Chordata; Actinopteri; Perciformes; Bovichtidae
Gene: mrgbp
Product: MRG/MORF4L binding protein
Exons: 5
Coding region: 103-753 (216 amino acids)
Biological process (GO): regulation of transcription by RNA polymerase II
Cellular component (GO): NuA4 histone acetyltransferase complex; nucleus
Source: RefSeq, a predicted model, not a curated record
UAAUACCCGGACGUAGUAUCGUAUUUCCGGCUGCCGGCGGCAUUCUGUUCAUAGCUGCUCUGUUAGCUUCUUUCUGCCUGUUUUUAGCCUUUUUAGUUGAAAAUGGGGGAAGCAGAUGUGACACUGAAUCAGACCGACGAGAAGCCUCCAGACUCGGGGUUGGUUACCGGGGAGGACUCGGUGGUCUGGAGCCACGAGGUGGAGGUCUGUCUGUUUCACGCGAUGAUCGGACACAAACCCGUCGGAGUGAACCGUCACUUCCACAUGAUCUGUAUCCGAGACAAGUUCAGCCAGAACAUCGGACGACAGGUUUCCUCCUCCGUCAUCUGGGAUCAUCUGGGAACGAUGUACGACAUGCAGGCUCUGCACGAGUCGGAGAUUUUGCCGUUCCCAAACACAGAGAAGAGUUUCUCUCUGCCUGAUGACAUCAUCCAGGAGGUGAAAGAAGGGAAGCUGGGCUCAGAGGAGGAGACCAAAGAGGAGUUCAGGAUGGAGAGGGAACCUCCAGCUACACAUGAAGAAGGCAGUAACUCAUCAGUGAAGACUUCGGAGCGAACGAGCAGCAGUCGGGACAAGGAGAGAGAGCGAGACAAGGAGAAGGGAGGCAGUGAAGGAGGAGCGGCAGCAGGAGGGGGAGGAGGGGGAGGCGGAGGGAAGGAGGCGGAGAAGAGGAAGAGGAGUCGAGCGGCCGAGAAACUGCUGUCGUCUUCCAACCCCGCGAGUCCGGGAGGAGCCAAGAGGAGACGCACCUGAGAGGUGGACACAGAGAGACACAGUGUGUGUGUGUGUGG